CUACAUACCAACAUUAUUAGGUCCUUAUUUGUUGCAUUUUUCUUAUGAUAAAAAUUAUUUCCUGCUUGUGAUAAAGUUUUAAAUAUGUAAAUAUUUGAAAUUUUUGCUUUGUAGUUUGUACAUAUAAGACUCAAAGUCUUAUUUGUCCUACAUACGGUUACCUAAUUUAAACUUCAAGGUAAUCAUCUGGCAAAUCGUCAAUUUCUGUUAUCGUGGCUCAAUAAUAUCCAUUACAUUAUGUGUUAACAUUUUACAAUAAAUACUAGGUAUAAACACUCAUUUUAAUACAAAUCAUCUAUAAAGUCUUAUUGGGUCAUUUAUAUUUAAUUCAUUUAUUUCAAUAUGAUUUUAGCCAAUCAAGUAAGUAAAACUAUUACUUAUUUAAUGUAAUUUAAUAUUAGAAACAAAUUAAUAUUCAAUUUACAAUUAUUUUAGGUAUUGCGUAAUAUAUACCGCACAUCUAGAUGUAUUAUUGUAAAUAAGAAGACAUAUAGUCAAUUACCACAAGAAACACCAUUUUGUCUUGGUUGGUUGCAAUAUCUUAUACCAAGAUAUUAAAUAUUUUUAUUAAAAUUAUUCUAUAUAUUUUGUUUAGAACUAUCUGAUACACAAAAAGAAUUUCGCGACCUGGCAAGAAAAUUCGCUCGAGAAGAAAUUAUUCCAGUUGCUGCUGAGUAUGACAGAACUGGGGAGUAUCCAUGGGACAUUAUUAAAAAAGCACAUUCAAUUGGACUUCUCAAUGGCCAUAUUCCUGAACAUUGUGGUAAUUUGUGUAAUUAAAUAUGUACAUAUAUGUAUAUGUGUUAUAGAUCAUUUGGGAAAUUAGUCUUUUUAUAAAAUACCUAAUCUCUUUACGUUUAUGUAAACCAUUUCAAUUUAUUUUUCACAAAACAAUUAAGCAGUCAGUUUAUUAUUAAGUUUCUUUGCAUAGAGACCAAAUGCAAUUGGGCCCUUUGGAAAUUUCCAAAGGUAAUUCAAAUAAUGAAGUGUAUAUUAUACGACAGAAUAGGUAGGUACAUUUUAUGAAACAAAACUACUUUACCAGGUAUUUAAUUUUUUUAAUUUUUGGUUUAUAAACUAUGUAUUUUUGUAUGCUCGCCGCAUUUCCUUACAUAUCUUUUUGCCCUUGAGCCAAGGUCUUCCCAGCUGGAAUCAUAUUCUGCCGGUUUUAGAGCAUGUGCUGCCCAAUCCUUUCUCAACCUGGAUUACAGCCCACUGAUCUUGGACUAUAAUUACCUUAUUCUUUUAUUAUGUUUAUAUCCAGUUUGAUAAUUAUGUAUUAAAUUGUUACUUCUUACGCCAUUUUAGCAACAGUUUUAUUGAGAAGUCAGAACUGAGUAAUGGUUUGUAUCCCCAUCCGCAUUCGUAAAGCUUCUCAAAUUUCUUAUGUUGUUGUUUGUCAAUAAUUAUAUGAUUAACUUGGUUUUUUGUCUUAUCAUCUAGAAUAGUCUAUGUGUGCUUAUGAAUGUUUUUUUAGGGCAGUAGCUGUUACCUAUAAUGAAGAUUUUUAAUUCUGCAAAUUAAUCUAUUUCUAUUGUCAUUAAACAAAGGGUGCAAGAUUUCUUGGCCUAUAGGUGGUUUAAAGAAUUUUUCUUUAGGCCUAAAGAAAUUUGCUACGCAUUCAGGUCUUCAGCAAUUAUCUUGAUAAAAUUAUUUGAAAGAGAGUUGAAUAUUCGUUUUUAGAUCUUAUUGAAAAUAUCUUUAUUCUCUAUCAGAGCAUAACAGUUUAUUAUACACAUAUCCAAUUUCAUUGUUGCUAUUUAAAAUAUAAGCAUUCAUUCACUGGCAUAAAUAUUUUAAUGCUGAUCAUUAUCAAGCAGUUAAAUACUAGAGCUCAGGACUUAAUACACUUAAAAAAUGUCAACAUAUUUAAAAACAAAAAUGAUUUAACUUAUAAAAUAUAAUUUUCAAACAUUAGAAAAAUGAUUAAACCAAGUAUUUCUUUUAAUAUAAUAUGUACAAUUUAAAAAAAAAAAAAAACUUAUUUUGUGUAACUUAAUAAUUAAUUACUUAAUCAUUUUUUUAGUGUUAUAAUAAUCGUAUUUUAUAAAUAAGCCAUUAGAAUGGGGACUUUUAAAAGCAUUAAGUCCCUAGCUCUAUUAAUUACGAAACUAACCCCUUUAUUUAUUGUUUUGCAAAGAAUAUUUUUAUAAUACAAAAUUAGACUCUAGUGAUGGAACUUUGCUACUUACGAGUUUUUUUAGAUUAUGUCAUUAAUAAUAUAUACUAAACAUAUUAUUAUUAAUAUGUACUCACUGAUAUUUAAAUAACAUAUAUAUUAUAGAUUAGUUUAAAUUUGAAUAAUAAAGAUAGAUACACAUUUUUUAUCUAAUUAAUUAAUUUUUAAUGUUAUAUUACUAUAAAUUACAAUUAAAAAUAACAAUAAUUUAACAGUUCUUCAAAAAUUUCAGUAUAGGUUGAAAAUCUCUCUUUGAGUUGUGAUUAAAAACAAUCUAGGUAAGGUAUAAAUAUUGAUACUUUAUAGUAGUUUUCAACAUUUAAAUUAGAAUCUGGAUUUGCUUGCCUUUUAGUUAAUUGUAUAAUUGUAUAAUAAAUAUUUAAGUCAUUAUCUAUAAUUACUGAUAUUUAUAAUAAAUAUCCACGUUUUCAACGCAUAGUAUGUAACCAGCUUAUAGUGAAAUUUAUGAUUUAUUUCAAUAUCAAAAAUCUAGAAUAUUGCUUAGUAUACCUAAUACAAUAAUAAACUACGAAUAUUUUAGUACCUAUUAAUACAAUUAAACAUUUAAAAUUUUCUAAUUUCGUAAUAAUUUUGAAAAUUUGUAUUUGUUUAAAACAAUAUAUUAUAAGUAUACAGUUCAUGUGGGGAUCUAUCAUCCAUACCCCCCGUAAUUACAUCCCUACUAUUACUUAAAAAAUACGAUUACAAGGGAAGUUGCAUACAAUAACUUUUAUGACUCUUAUUUAUGUAUUUAUUGAAAUAUUAAACGGGUUUAUCCAAUGACAUACAAUGUAUGUAAUGCAUGGCAUACUAUAAAUAUAAUUAUUCAAAAAUUAGUAGCAUUUUAAGUGUAUCAAUGUGCAUAAGAAAUUAGAUUUGUAAAUAAAUGAUUUUUAACUAUAUUGAAAAAACUACAUUUCAUUACUUUUUUUUUUUUUUGACCGCCAAGUUCAACUUAUAAUAUGGUUUAUUGUAAAUUAAUAUAUGUCAUAUUUCUAAGUAUUUCUGUUUAGUUUUUAUCCACAUAGUACAUUACAAAAAAAAAAAAAGUAAAAAACUCAUAAAUUUAAAAUGUCUUUAAAUAUCCAUAUAUUUAUUUUCAUUGUACAUCUUUUUGAGUUUUCUUAAUUAUUAUGAAAACUGCUUGAAAAAUUAAGAAAUGACUUACCUAUUACAUCUGAAAUGCAACUAAAAUGUAUUGUCAUUUUUUGAAAAGUUAGUUACAUACACAAAAUAAAAUAUAUAAAAUCGGCUCUUGUUACCUUAAGAAUCUAAAAUGUAAUAUUUAUUAAUGGUUUUUAUAAUUUGUUUAGAAAAAUGUAUUGUAGUGGUGUUUAAAUAAUAUUAUACUUAAUAUUUAUUUUAUUCAAUAAUAUUUAAUAAUAUACAUUUGAAAUACUUUAUUUAUAAAUUAUAAUUAUUUCCCAAUAAUAUACAAUCGUUUUUCUUACUAUUAAAAAACAAGGGAGUAUUUGCAUACAGUAGCAUUUUGACGUAUUAUCAAAAAUAUAUAUCGAUACCAUUAUAACAAGAUAAAAAUGAUUUUUAUUAUUGGGGAUUAAUAUUAUAAAUGUUAAAACAAAUUCAUAUAGUAUGUAUAUAUUAUUUAACUAUGAUAGCUGCAUCCAUUAAUAUGAUGAUUACGCAAAUGAUUUUAUUACACUUACCUUUUUUGUCUAAGCGUUUGUGAGAGCGAAUUAAAUACAUAGUGCUCAAAUUCUAUACUAUCAUGGUUGUAAUAUGAGCACUACUGAACACUAAACCAAAUGGUUAAAUAGCGCUCAUAGUACUCAAAAUGAGUGCAUCCAAUAACGCUCAAAAUAAUUAAAUAAAAAAAAGUAUUUAUUUAAUUGAAUAUUUAUUAUACAUUUUCAUAUUUUAUUAUCUUAUUUAAUUUGUGAUAAUAAAAUAUAAAAAAUAAACUAUAAAAAUAUUUGUUUUAUUACAAUAUUAAACAAGUUUAUUAUAACCAAUACCAACUCCAGUUACUAAAAUUUUUGAAUCAUACCCUUGACGUAAUUCUUCAUUGUGAGGAUCAAUAUAAGGUUCUAGUUUAAAUGAAAUACCAAAAAACUCUUUCAAAUGUCUCAAAAAUUGGAUUCUAAAAAAAAAAUUAUAAUUUUUAAUUAUUAAAAAUUAAAUACUUAAUGAUACACAUUUUAAUUUGAUUAAUAAAUUUCUUUUCUUACGUAUAAGGCGAUAAUGGUCCUAAUACAACAUGAGACACAUCCUUUUGUCUAAGAGUCAUGUAAAGAAGUACAAUUGAUUGAAAAGAAGAAUCUAUACAUCCUCCACGCCAAAUUUCUUCGAGCAUAGUAGAUGCUACAUUUUCUGCUAUUUCUUCUGCUGUUGUCCUUUGACCUGUAAAUGGUAAUGAUACACUAUCAGCAGUUAAAACAAUUCCAGUUGUUGUUGAUGCGACAAUAUUUGCACCAAAUCCUGGCGAAUUUCCACAUAAUUUUCCUUUAGGAUGAUCCACCGUAAAAUAUACAUCAGGAAUAAACUUAAGCAUAAUAGAUUUUGCUUUUUCUACCAUACGAUUAGAAAUGGAUGGGGAUACUCUUAAUGAAUAAAAUGUUCCUCUUAAUUUCUUUAUUUUUCCAAAAUCGGUUAACUAAUGUUCCAAAUGCAAAAUAAAUGUAUUAGUAUAAAUACAUUUUUAAAACAAAAUAAUUAUAAAUAUACCUGUAUUGCUUUAGUAAAUUUAACAGGUUCACAUGAAAAAUAUAUCUCUCCACCGCCAUCUGGCUCCAUUCCUCGUUUUUUAAUUUCUAUAUUGGUAUCAGUAGCUAGUAACAAUAUUCUUUGUAAAAUCGGCAAUGCUCCCGCUUUAAAAGCAUCAACUGAUGGGUCUUUCUUUAAAUAGAAGUAGGUAAUAAUUUCUAUUAUGAAAAAAGUAUAAAGUUAAUUAUACUUUACUUGAUUAUUAGUGAUUCCUUUAAGUAUAACUUGAAUUCCUUUUUUACAGUAAGGUGCUACCAUCAUAAUCAAUUCUAAAUAAUAUCCAAUGCCUCUUAAUUUACAACAAUCAUGGACUAAUACACCGCCAAUAAGUAAUCCGGGUUGGAAAUAUAAGUCUGUACCAGUCUCAUUAACAUCUAAACUAGUACCAUUUGUCAAUUUGUCAACCAAACGUAAAAAAUUUACUUCAAAUUCUAAAAUUUUAAAGAAAAUCAUUAAUUCAAAAAUAUUUCAUGUUUAUACUAAUCUACCUUUAAGUCCUGGUUCAUUUUCUUGAGAUCGGAUAUUUCGUAUUUUGACUGGUUUACCACUUAAAAGUGAUAAUAUUAUUCUUGUACGAAAAUUACUACAACCUUCAUAAAUCAUUUUGUUUUUACUUUAAUUUAUUAAUUUAUAAUAAUUAUUAUUAAGUAAUUUCUUAAAUUUUUGUAAUGUUUUAUUGUCAAAUGAAUUUUUUAUGGUUAUCACUUAUCAUUUUUAAUAAAAUUGAUAAAGUGUAAGCAUGGUGGGGUCAUAGAGUGCGUUACGGUUGGACAGAUAAAGUAAGAUAGAGGAGCGGGAGCCGCUCAUAAAUAAUUUAUACAUGGAUGUCAUACGUUCUAGAAUAGUAGGCUCGGGUGCACCCAUUGCUAUAUUUAAUAAAUGUAUAUUUAUAAGCAACGAUAAACCAUUGUUAACGAAAAUACGAUUCUGUUAGCAGUUCAUUUGAUAGUGAUGCUUUGUCAACAAUAUAUAUAUGUAUGUCAUAAUAUGGUAAAAUAAUUAAAUAGGCUUUAUAUAUUUUCUUUAAUAAUAUUUAUUUAAUGUUGUACCGAUUUUCCCGUUUUUCUCAUUUGCUGGAAAAACUCGGGAUAAUUGAAAAAUGACCUCCCGGAAGUACCUCCCAGUGAAAUUUCUUUUUAGAAAAAGUGCUAUCAUUGUUAAUCGGAACAAAAUUGCUGGUCGGAAAAUUAUGCGCAGAAAAAAAAAAUCGUAAUAUUUUAAUAAUAUAUUUCGUACAUUUUCCUGUUUUUUAUCGGUUUUUCACAUUUGAUGAGAAAACUCUUGAGAGUAUUGAAAAAUGAUCUUCAAGUACCUCUCCUCACCGAUUUCUUAUCAGAAAAGACGCUACACUUAAAAAACGGAGCAACCUCACUAAGUUUAUUUUAAACCCUAUAUUGUAUAUUAUAUAUGUGUCAGUUGUAUACACUGACUUGAGUAUUGUGUGCGUAUGUUUAGAUUAAUCACUAUCGCUAAUAAUGUUAUCAUUAUUAUAUUACUACCAAGUUGACAAGUGAAAAAUUGUUAUUCUCUUCUAUAUACUUAUUAUUAAAUAAAGUUGUACAUAAACAUUGUUAAAUGUUUGUUUGAGUUGUUAAUUAUAUUAUAACAAAUAUAAAAUAACACAAUAUAUUAUGUAAGUUCAAUACAAAUUUGUAUUUAUUAAUUGAUGCAUAUUUAUUAUCCAUUUAGCUAAGAUAAUAAAUAUGGCCAUCUACAGUAUCAACAAAAUAAAGCUGUAUUUAUAAUUAUUACAACGAAACGAGAUAAUUAUAAAGUAACUCAAAAGUCUGUAUCCAAUAUAAUGUAAUCAAAAGUAAAUCUUCCCUGGUAGAGCAGUUCUAAUAAAUUCCACCAGGUAGCAACUCUUUCGCUUUCAAUCGCGAAUAAUAAUAAUUAAAUAUUAUAACUGUUAUCGGUUAUCUCCAUAAAAAAGUGAGAUAAAAAAUACAUCUAGUCCACCUUUAGUUAUAUAUAAUAAACUAGAAUGCUAACUAAAUUAGUGAUAACAUGAGAACUUGAGUUCCACCAUUUAAUUUGAGGCCGGAGUUAUAUUAUCAAUUGAUAAUUUUCAUCACACUAUCACAAUAUUAUUCACGACUACCUAUUGGUUUUUCAUUUUUUCUAUGGAUCAUGGAUAUAAAAAAAAUAUUCAUAUGUAAAUAUAACAAAAAUUAACAAAUAAAUGAAAUAAUAUGAUAUAUUAAUUUGUGUACAUUGUUGUUUUAUUAAAAUUAACAAGCAAGCAAACAACAUAAACUUAAAAAACAAUUUUGUUUUAUAACAUGUGAUUUUUUUUAUUAUUUUUCUAUUAUUAAUUAUUGUUUUAUUCAUAUUAUUAUUAUUAUAAAAGUACCUAUCGAUAAUGAAUGUUUUAUUUUUAAUAUUUUUUGAUUAUUAUUUAUUUAUGUAAAAAAAAUGACCGUUUUAAUGAGAUGUAAAACUUAACUAAAUCAAAAAGUCGAUAUGGCCGACGGGAAAUCCCUAUUAGGAAUAAUAAUAAUUGUAUUAUUGUCGUUUCUAUACUCUUGUACCUGUAAAACAGUACCGUUUUCCAUUGAUAAGUAGGAGGCUCAAAAGGUUAGGCGUUGGGUUAGGAAACUAAGGGUUCACUGGUCGCCGGUUGAAUUCCUGACUAAUCGUCAUCAAUUAAUUUCGUUUUUUUUUCCAUGUUCUCUAUGUCGAUGUAGGACCGAUAACUGUAGUACGCCAUUUAUUUUCAUAUUAUCUAUUAUUGUUAGUAUUUUUAGUACAUCACACAUAGGCCCGUAACCACUGGGAGUAAGAGGGAAUCCCCCCAGACCUAAUCGUUGUCCCAUCUAACAAGUAUUUAAUGUGUACAUGUAGUAAGUUAAGGUCUAGUAGAUCCCCCCUAAAAUUUGGUCUGUCUACAGGCCUGCUCAAAGAAUAAUAAAUAAUGUUGAUCUUAAUCUCGUGACGAAUACGGGUGUUUUCGAGCGUUUUUAAAAUAACUGUUGUAUAAUAUAACAGUAAUUGUACUCGGAAAGUGUUUAAAAGUUUUAAAUUUAACAUUAAUAAUAAUACAAUCAAAUCAUAAAAUAUUGUACAUGGAAUGGUAAUACCAAGAGUUUCAAAAGGCUCCACCUACUACUUCAUCACACUUCAUCACACCCACAUCAUUUUGGAUUUUUAGUGGAUCGAGGAAUGUAUUGGUUAAAAAAUGAUAGCACUUUUUUUGAAAGAAAAUCUGACUGGGGUGGUACUUUAAAGAGAUCAUUUUUUGAUUUUCCCAGAAGUUUUCCCAAUUUAUGGGGAAAAACGUAGAAAUCAAGAAAAUAGGUACAAUAUUAAACAAAUAUUAUGAAAGAAAAUAUGUAAUGCAUAUGUAAUUAUUUUAACAUAAUAUGACAUAAAUUGUUGAUAAAGUAACACUAACCACCGAACUCCGAUUAGAAUCGUUUUUUCGUUGGCAAAAUAAUAAAUUACCUUCAUACUUAAGUCAUGACAAUGUUUAUACAAACGGGCAGCUAGUAUACAGUUAUAUAGUGUUUAAAAUGUACUUCGUGGGUUUGUUUCGAUUUUUAAAUGUAGCACUUUUCCUGAUAAGAAAUCGGUGUGAGGAGGUACUUUAGACAGGUUGUUUUUUGAUUUUCUCAAGAGUUUUCUUAUCAAAUGAAAAAUCGAAAAAAAGGGAAAAUGUACGAAAUAUAUUACUAAAAUAUUACGAUUUUUUUUUCUGCGCACAACUUUCCGACCAGCAAUUUUGUUCCGAUUAACAAUGAUAGCACUUUUUCUAAAAGAAAUUUCAAUGGGGAGGUACUUUAAGGAGGUAAUUUUUUGAUUUUCCCAACUAUUAGGAAAUAUCGGUACAAUAUUAAAGAAAUUAUAUAUAAUGCCUGUUUAAUUAUUUUACCAUAAUAUGACAUAUAUAUAUAAUGUUGGCAAAGCAUCACUAUCAAAUGAACUGGUCACAGAAUCGUUUUUUUGUUGGCGAUGGUUUAUCGUUGAUUACGGGUAUAUAUUAAAUUACUUAUAACAAUGGUUGCACCCCUUCGCAUUAAACAAUGACGUCUUUUCAAAUUUAAAAUGCCUACUGUAUGUUGAGCUAUUUUUGUUUCAUCUAAACACUACUCAAUUAUAAAACCGUAAAUUGUCUAGUUUUAUUACGUGAUUGAAACAAAUAGUUGUUUUGUCAUGUAUCGAUCAGAACAAGUUUUCUGGUAGGAAAAUUGUUUAGAGACAGAAAAAAAAAAUUUAUAAAAACGAAGAAGAAAAAAAAGAACUGAUACUGAGGAUGGGAGCGGCCACUGAUGUAGGUGAGAAGUUGGGAAGGUAGGAUACAUAAAGUUAUUUCAUUUAUAUCUAUAAGCAACGUUAAACUAUUGCUUGAUGAAAGACGAUUCCGAGCGCAGUUCAGUAUUACAUAAUUUGAAGUGCCCUAAUUUUUUUUUGAGAUUUUCGUUUAAACUUUAUUUAAAAACGCUUAUUAAAAAAAAAAAAAACCCGUCCAAAGAUUUUGGAAAUUUUACCACGUCUAGGUAAGUCCAAUAUAAAUAUUAUUACCAAGUUUCAAGUCAUAUAACUGAAUUACAGCAAAAAUUUUCCUAAAAUUUCAAUUCCUUAAAAGCUCAAAUAUGGUUCAAAAGUUUUUGGCGAUGAUACCGUAAGAAAGUAAAUCAAAAAAGCAACAAAAAAUGUGUCUUAUGAUUUUUCGAUUAAAUAAUUUUUUUUUAGUAGAAAACGUUAAUGAAAAAUGUUUUCCUAUGUUUUUCCCACUUAUGUACUUUUAUUUAAAAAAUGGCGUCGAAAAUCAAAAAAUGACCUCUCUAAAGUACAAUAUAGACAACUUGAUCUUUGAGAAAAGUUGCUACACGUAAAAAUCUCAGCAAGUUUACUAGGAAAAAACGUAUAUGUUAAUGUAUACCUGUAAGCAACAGUAAACCAUGACUUACGAAAAAAUGAUUCUGAGCGAAAUUCAGUUGAUAGUAAUGCAUUUUAAACUAUAUUGUUUAAUAUAAUGUAAUUUUAUAGUAAAAUGAUUAAAUAGGCUUUAUAUAUUUCCUUCAAUAAUAUUUUUUUCAUAUUGUACCGUUUUUUCAAUUUUCCUAGGUUUUCCUAUGUUUUAUCCCGGUUUUUCAUAUUUGAUGAGAAAACUCCUGAGAAAAAAGAAAAAUAACCUCUCUAAAGUACCUCCUCAGUGAUAUUUCCUUUCAGAAACAUUGCUAUCAUUAAAAGUUGGAUCAAUAUUUCUGGUAGAAAGGUUGUCUGCAGAAAAAUAAAAUCGUAAAAUUAUAUUUUCUUUAUUUCAUAUAUUUUCCCGUUUUUUUUUUUUUUUUUUUGGUUUUUUGCAUUUGAUAAGAAAAUUCUUAAAAAAAUCGAAAUAUGACCUUCCUAAAUAAAAAAAAUAAAUAAAAAUCUUUGUAAAGCUAUAAGCUUCUUCACUCCACUCAGAAUCUUACAUAAAUAUUUAAGUUUCUAUUAUAUAGGUAUUUAACUAUUUGNAUCAUAUUUACCAAAAUACUCACUAUUCUCUCUACUUUUUAGACCAGUAGUCGAUGAAAAGCAUGACAAUCUUUGUAAACUUUGUAAUACUCUUUUUGAAAUAUAACAAUUAAUUAUUAGUAAAUAUUAUUUAUACCAAUUGGAUUUUCUAUCUUGAAUUUUGAAAAAACAAUUUAAAUAUUAUAUUUUAGUUUAAAAAAAAAUAUAAAAUCAUAGUAAAUAAGAGGAAUCAUAGCAUAGGUUCUAUUAGUUACUACAAGAAAAACAACUUAAAAAUAUUAAACAGAACAAUAGUUAUUUCAGAUGUGAGAACUUUGAGUUACAGCCUGUUUAAUCGAUUUUAUCUCAUCAAAUUAUUAUGCUUAUCUAUUUGUAUUUUAGGUGGUCUAAAUAUGUCUGUAAUGGAUGGAUGUUUAGUAGCUGAAGAACUGGGUUAUGGGUGUACUGGAAUUAAAACUGCUCUUGAAGCCAGUGGCCUAGGCGUAAGAAAUAUAUAUUUUUAAACUUUUUAUUUUUAUUCCAAUAUAUUUUGAUUUUGUAUUUAACAUUAGUUAAAAUGUUAUGUUUUAGCAAAUGCCAGUUAUAAUUGGUGGAAAUAAAGAACAACAAAAAAAAUAUCUUGGAAGAUUAAUUGAUGAACCUUUAGUUGCUGUAAGUUGAAUUAAAAUUUAUAAUGACUUUAGGGGUAAUGAUUACUUAGGUAUGUAAUUAAUUACAAAUAUUUAUAGGCUUAUGGUGUAACUGAACCAGGUGCUGGUUCAGAUGUAAAUGCAUUAAAAACAAAAGCUGUAAAAAAGGGAGAUGAGUAUAUUAUUAAUGGACAAAAAAUGUGGAUAACCAAUGGUGGUGUAGCUAACUGGUACUUUGUGUUAGCCAGAACUGAUCUCGAUCCCAAAACACCAGCAAGUAAAGCAUUUACUGGUUUUAUUGUUGAUGCUGAUUCACCAGGGCUCACUCCUGGACGAAAAGUAAAGAGAUUAUUUUAUCAUAAAAAUCAUAUUUAUUUCUAUUUUUCUUUUAGGAAUUGAAUAUGGGUCAAAAAGCUUCAGACACUAGAGGAAUAACUUUUGAAGAUGUAAGAGUACCCAAAGAAAAUGUAUUAACUGCCGAAGGACAAGGAUUUAAAAUUGCGAUGUCUACAUUUGAUAAAACUAGACCUCCAGUUGCUGCUGGAGCUGUUGGUUUAGCUCAAAGGGCAUUAGAUGAAGCUGCUAAAUAUUCAUUAGAAAGAAAAGCAUUUGGAGUAGAAAUUGCUAGACACCAAGUUAGUAUUCUUAUCAUUCAUAGGUAUAAUAUUAAUAUGGCAUUCAAAUAUUUUAUGAUAAACUAUGUAUUUUUAUUUUAAAAAAUCAAUGUAAUUAAAAUAUAAGGUAUAAUCAUAGAUCUUAUAUUAAUAAACUAGCCACAGAUUACAGAACAUAUACUACAGACUGGCCUUGCCUAUAAACUUUAGAGUGUUAUAGAAAGUAGAAACAUAGAAAUAAAAUAUAUAAUAUUAGGUAUGUCCAUAUACAGAACUCAGAUAUAUAUAAUAACUAUAUAGCCGACUGUAUACAACAGUGUAUAAAAAUAUGAUGCCCAGCGUUUUUAGUUUUUAUACAUAUCUGUGACAAAACUACAGAAGUCACUGGUUAAACAUACAACAUUAAUGUAACCUAUAAUACCAUCAGUGUAGCCAUUAGGCAUCUAUUCUUAUACCAUAUAUAAUAAUAUUAAACUAUUUUUAUUUCCUUAUGCUAAUUUCCAGAAAAUAAUAUAUUCAGUGGUGGCUUAACCUAAAAAAUAAAGGUGUAGUGAAACAUGAAAAAUAACCACUCAUCAAGGAAACAGGUAAGGGGAGAUUAGUUAAUUACUCCCCCCCUACCAACAUUAACUUAGUUGAUACAAAAUUUCAAUUCACUCCUAUUAAAAAUAACUGAAAAUCAAAACCCCCAAUAAAUAAUUCAUAACUAAGCUUCUUUCAUCUACUUUCACCAAUAUAUAUCUCAUGUUAAUUCCCCUCACUCUAUUUAAGUGUAACUCAAUUCAUAAAUAAAAGCUGUCCUAGGAUAAUGGAGACGGGUACAGCCACUGUUAUAGGUAAUUUAAUGUGUACCUGUAAGCAAUGAUAAACCAUUGCUAGUGAAAAAAAUUCUGAUAUGGUAAAUAGGUAUAACAUAUUUUCUUUAAUAUUUGUUUAAUAUUGUACUGGUUUACCCAUUUUUCCUACAUUUUUUUUUUCGGUUUUCUUGAAAAAACUCCUGGGAAAAUCGAAAAACUACCUCCUUAAGGUAUUACCCCAUAUUGAUUUCCUUUCAGAAAAAGUGCUACACUUAAAGUGGGAUUACUAGUAAAAAAGUUGCGCAGUUAAAAAAAAAAUAAACAUCUUUGUAAAACCAUAAGCUUCUUUGCUCCACUCAGAAUCUAAAAUUAAAAUUAUAGACCAUCCAACUACAACAAAUUAAAGGUUUAGUGGUCUAACUAAUUUAAUUAUUCUUUAAAAAUGCUUUUGAGGUAUAAGAAAAUAAUAUAAUAUCACUAUUCACAAAAAUACUAUUAAAAAAAAAAAAAAAGGUAGUAGGUAUUAAUUAUCUGUCACACGAUCUUCAAAUUACAAAAAAGAAGCAUACUCUAUCUUUGACUGCUAUGAGUGUAUUAGGGCUAGUCGUAGUAUAAUGUCUAUGGGUAUAAAAUAUAAUUAAUUUUAUCUUGUUAAGGCUGUUGCUUUUAUGUUGGCUGAUAUGGCCAUUGGCAUUGAGGCUGCUCGUCUUACAUAUAUGAAAGCUGCUUUUGAAGUUGAUCAAGGGCGUCGUAAUUCAUAUUAUGCAUCUAUAUCAAAAGCUUAUGCUGCAGAUGUGGCAAAUAAAUGUGCAACUGAUGCUGUUCAAGUAUGUGUUAUGUGAUAAUAGCUAUAAUAUAUUCAAGUACCUAUACUUAUGUUUUUAAGACAAUAAUAAUAAUAAUAAUGAUUUUAGAUUUUUGGCGGAAAUGGUUUCAACACAGAGUAUCCUGUUGAAAAAUUAAUGAGGGAUGCAAAAAUAUAUCAAAUUUAUGAAGGUACAGCUCAAAUUCAACGAUUGAUCAUUUCAAGGAGUAUAAUUGAACAAACCAAACAGAAUAUGUAAAAAUCAAAACAAUUUAUUAUUAAAUUAAAAAAUAUAUUAUUUAAUUUUGAAUAAGGUAUAAAGGUUCAAACUAUUUAUAAAUGAUAACCAUAAUUUGUAUAAUAAAUAUAUUUAUAUUUUUAAUCCUAAAGCAGUCUUACAUUUAUGUGUACAAUGCAACGGUAACAAAAAUACAAAUUUUGUUAAUUCUUGUAUUACUUAUUUUAUAUUUGGUCAUUUUUAUGAAUUCUGUUAAAACUAUGGUUUUUUUUA
This is a messenger RNA of Cinara cedri, 13719 nucleotides long. The record is from the annotation of a GenBank genome assembly. Lineage: Eukaryota; Metazoa; Arthropoda; Insecta; Hemiptera; Aphididae.